Formica exsecta is the source of this 2456-nucleotide messenger RNA. RefSeq names its product ragulator complex protein LAMTOR2 (gene Lamtor2). The transcript is spliced from 3 exons. Gene Ontology annotation, cellular component: Ragulator complex. The record is from RefSeq and is a predicted model, not a curated record. Gene Ontology annotation, biological process: cellular response to amino acid stimulus; positive regulation of TOR signaling. NCBI's taxonomy places the organism in Eukaryota, Metazoa, Arthropoda, Insecta, Hymenoptera, Formicidae. The coding region runs from base 264 to 644 and encodes 126 amino acids. Gene Ontology annotation, molecular function: guanyl-nucleotide exchange factor activity; molecular adaptor activity.
GAGGCGCAUCUUGAACAUAUGCAUUAUAUGAUUAAAUCCACUCCACAAUCAUAAUCACAUCCCUCAUUAUGACGUUUGUGACAGUUUGUUGAUCACAUUCAAUUUAUACAUGCAAUUCACACAGUGAUAACAGCUGAUUUUAAAACCAGGAAAUUGAAAUAAAUUUUAUACACACGUUGCACUGUAUAUAAUACUAAACAUUUUUAUAUUGUUAUUUGUAUAUAUAAUAAUUAAAUAGAAUUUAAUAACAAAAUAGCACAAAUAUGUUGAAGCCAAAAGCUCUCACGCAGGUGUUAAGUCAAGCUAAUACUGGGGGCGUGGAGAAUACUUUAUUACUUAACAGAGAUGGAGGAUUACUAGCAUACAGUGGUUACGGAGAUAAAGAUGCUAGAGUUACAGCUGCUAUUACAAGUAAUAUUUGGACAGCUUAUGAAAAGAAUGGAAGAAACGCCUUCAAGGAAGAUGAAUUACAUUAUGUUCUAAUGGAUUGCAUGGAAGGAAAAGUAGUUAUUACAGAAGUAGCUAACUUGCUCUUAUGUUUAUAUGCAAAAGAAAAUGUAGGAUUUGGAUUGUUACGAGAAAAAGCACAGGCAUUGGCUAUGUAUCUUGAUCAACCCUUAAAAACAAUAGCAAAUAUGCCUUGAGAUUUGUUUUUAGGAAUUUAUCUGGAGAUAUUGUGCUCAAAUUUAUCCUUCUAUGCUUUUUAUUUAUUGUUUGUGAGAACUUAUAAUUGUAUCUCACUACACUAUGUAUAAAUGUAUAAAUAUAUUUUUUAUUGAUUUGGAAUUAAUGUAUGUAUAUAUUCCCAUUUUCAAUAUUUACAUUUGUACCAUUCUAAAAAUGCAAUGCUAUAGAUAUUACAUACACAGAAAAGAAGUGAAAAUAGGAGCAAGAACCGCUUAACUUUAAUAGUACAAUAAAUCUUUUAUUUCGUACAAGUUACAAUUAAUACAAACAAUUUGCAUUUAAUUUCAUCUCACUUUACAAAUCACACGCUAUAUAAGGUCUACUUAAUGUAAGCUCACCUAUCAAUAAUGUAAUGUCGCAACAGUUGCCGUAAAUAAUUCUAUUUAUAAUGUAAAAUGGUUUACUGUAAUUUAAUUUAUAUAAUUUAUCGAGUUAUAUAUAUAAGAUUGUGACUGCAUUAGCGAAAAAUAAUUAACAAUGUUUAAUAUCUAUAUUUUUUUUUGUUUGUUACUUAUAUUGUGAAUUGCACUACACUAGAGAAUUAUUGCAUAUAGAAAGUUGUAAAGUUCUAUAUCUUUAUUAUACCAGAAUUGUCUUAUAUUUUAAAUUACUAUUAAAUAAAUUUUUUGAUUUUGUUAUAAUACAUCUGUAUACAUACAAUGAUAUACAUAGAAUGGAGAUGUUUGUAUGUAUAAAAAUGUGUGUGAAAUCUGUUUUAGUAAAAUAUUUUUAAUUUAGAAUAUGUAUAUGUGUGUAUAAUAUAAUUGUGUAUAAUAUAAUAACUUGUGUGUUUCAAACGAAUUCAAUACAUUAGGUGUGGAGUAAAAUUAAAUUUAGAAUUAAUUAAAGUACUUGCAAAUUUUUGUUGUAAUUAUUCGUACCAGAUGUAUUUAACAAUAGAGAGUUCUCAAAUCAACAUAACUUGAAACAUGGAAAAUAAUCAUACCAUAGGGUGCAAAUAUUUGUAUAUAUGUAUACAAUAACUUUUUACACCUUUAUCCUUAAUAGUCUAGGGCUUAUCAUUUUAUAAUAAUUUUAGUCUCCAAUAUAACUACUACCUUUUGUUCCCUAACGCCAAACACUGAAUAAUCACACAAUAAAUUUAUCUAUCAUUAUAAAUCUCUCUAUCUAUAUGAAAGUACAAACUUUAUAUGAGUAAAGAGGGGCGUAUCUUCGCAUGUGUAAUAUAAUAAUAAUGAAUAUUAAUACCGACUAAAAGUUCAUGAUUAAAUAUAGGAAUUUGAGCUAGAAAAUAAUGCCUUAUAUUAGCCUAAAAAACACUGUACAUAGUGUGCGAGAUUAACAAUAUUGGUCCUAAAAUUCCUGAAAUUUCAUAGUAUCAAAUUAAUUCUUACCAGCCAAUUUGUAACAUCUUGUUAUGUAUCUUACUGUUUGUAUAAAUAUUUGAUACUUGAUAUAGUUAUAGCGGAGUUUGUUUUUUUUUUUGUCUGUAUUGAAACAAUUAAUAGCAAAUAUUGUUGAACUGUGUAUUCUCUUAUAUAAUAUCCAUGAAAAAAAAUAUUGUAUAUGUGUGUGAGAUAAUAAUUUCGCACAUGUAUUAUAAUACUAAUGGCAUCUAUAAAAGCCGAUAUUACGUAUGUUCUUCCAUUCAACAUGUUUAAAUAUGAUUUUAUAUAUAUGUUAUAUCUAUAGGACACUUUCUUAAUAGGCCUUCGAUAAUUGACAACCUACAUCUGUUGCAAAUAUUAUUUAUUACGGAUGUAGGGAAUCAUAUCGCAACUGUGCAAAUAUUUAUGAAAAAAAAAAAA